Molecule: messenger RNA, 796 nt
Organism: Arabidopsis arenosa
Lineage: Eukaryota; Viridiplantae; Streptophyta; Magnoliopsida; Brassicales; Brassicaceae
Source: the annotation of a GenBank genome assembly
GGUUCUAAAAAAUUCCGCGGCCCAAGUACAAUUGUACACGUACAAGCCAGGUGGCGGGAUUUAAUUGGAUAUCGACGUGGCUUUGGUGGAAAUAGAGGUGUGCACACGGAAAAAAAAAGAGACUGGGGAGAAGAAACACUUUGCACGGUGCGAGGAGAUGGCGAGCUCAGUGACACUGCUUCUAUGGAGUCUUCUUCUUCUCGGAACCCUAAGCGCUAUUCAGGCCAAAAAGUCUAAAGAAAACGUAAAGGAGAUCACACACAAGGUUUAUUUCGAUGUCGAAAUUGAUGGAAAAGCAGCUGGUCGUAUUGUCAUGGGUCUAUUUGGCAAGACAGUUCCCAAAACUGUCGAGAAUUUCCGAGCUCUAUGCACAGGGGAGAAAGGGAUAGGAGAAUCCAUCUAUGGUGAGACGUUUGCUGAUGAGAACUUCAAACUCAAGCAUACUGGUCCAGGGUUCCUAUCAAUGGCAAACGCCGGUCAAGACACCAACGGAUCACAGUUUUUCAUCACAACUGUAACAACUAGCUGGUUGGAUGGGCGGCAUGUGGUAUUCGGGAAGGUAGUGACGGGAAUGGACGUGGUGUACAAAAUCGAAGCUGAAGGAAAUCAGAGUGGAACUCCUAAGAGUAAAGUGGUGAUCGUGGACAGUGGUGAACUUCCUCUGUAACUCAGCUCUCAUUCCUCUGUAACUCAGCUCUCAUGGAGUUUUCUCCAUCUGAUCCUCCAUUGAUGUGAGCUCUAGUGCUUGAUGACUUUUGUGUUAAAACGGAUCUCUUAAUCAAUGAAAGAUUCUACC